This is a messenger RNA of Parnassius mnemosyne (clouded apollo), 1480 nucleotides long. Lineage: Eukaryota; Metazoa; Arthropoda; Insecta; Lepidoptera; Papilionidae. The record is from the annotation of a GenBank genome assembly.
ACAGCUGCAAGUUUUCGUGGUGUUUCCUUUGGUAUCUCGUUUCUAACUUUUUAUUUUAUAAUUAUGGCCGAAAAUAAGAGAAAGCGGUGUCAAAAUUUCACGUUUGAUGAAAAGGAUAAACUUGUAAAGUUAAUGAAUACUUUUAAAAAUGUUAUAUUAAAUAAAAAGACGGACGGUACAACAAAUCAAGCGAAGAAUGAAGCGUGGGUGAAUUUGUGCACAAGAUUUAAUUCCACAGGAACCACGGCUAGAAGUAAAGAAUCUCUUAUGAGAGUCUGGGAGAAAAUGAAGACUGAUGCGAAGUUAUACAAAGCACUUAGCAAAAGCAGUCACAAUGGCACAGGAGGUGGCCCAUCGUGUGUUAAAACAGAUAUAAUUUUGGAACAAGUCAGUGACUUGAUGGGCCGAGCAUGUACAGGCAUAACUGAUGUCCAGGAUUCAGAUGCUGACCAAAUUACUGAAGCCAGUUCAUUACCAAUACUUGGUGAUGAGACAAUGGAAAUUUUAAUAUUUCAAAAUGAAAAUGUUAGUAUUUAUAGAAUUCUCUAUUAUGUAGGUAUAUUAAAAUUAGAAACUGACUGACAAAUAGUCCAAAUGCCGUAGUAGAAAUCAGGGCAAUAAGUUUGUUACAUAUUAUAAUAUUAUAUAAAAGUAAGUUAUGUAUAUUAUUGUGUUUGUUUAAGGAGAUGCUUUUGUUCCUACCAGUGGUUCAAUAGAGGGCUAGACAGAGAAACACUACGAGGCGACAACGACAAAAUGAACUAAACUGGCAGAAUUUUCAAUACAAAAUUAUUUCACUCAUUUGUAUAGGUGUCGACCCACUGUAUGAUUAUAUUAUAUUUACACUGUGAUUUUUAUAUUAGAAUUUGUUUUGUUACAAUUUUAGUGCAAUACAAGAAAUGUGGAAAAUAUUGAAAAUAACGAUGUUGGGAAUAAUAAUGACAUUGCUCCAACACUGUCAUCACCAACAUCGUCUCAAUUUAUAAAGUCCACACCUAUAUGGAAAAGACGACGACCAAUAAUUAAAGAAAAUAAGGAUAAAGCUGAAGUUGUUUCAACGUUAUGUGGAGGUUUUAAAGAUUUGAAUUCUAAAAAGGCUACUGUGGAAGAUUUAAAAAUUAAAAUGUUAGAAGAAGAAAUAAAAUUUAAAAGAGAAUUGUACCAGCUGCAGUUAGAAACAGCUAGAAAGGAAUUGGAAAUUAAAACUGAAGUAUGCAACCAAUUAAAAGGUCACACCUUAAACUUUCAAAAUGUAUCAGGAAUACCUAAAAAUGGUUCUGCAAAUAACUAGUUUAAGUGUACUUUUUAAUUAAUUAAAUAUCCCUUACCCAUGCAUAAUCUUUUUAUUAAAUAAAAAGUAUUUAUUUAAUCAAUAUUUUGAGCUCUGUGAUGAAUGAUGUUAUUCUUUUUGUUUGUAAUUUUUGUAAUUCUUUUUGUAACCUACUUAAGUUUUAAUCAAUAUUAUAUUAUUAUUCUCCUU